This is a messenger RNA of Pocillopora meandrina, 31401 nucleotides long. Lineage: Eukaryota; Metazoa; Cnidaria; Anthozoa; Scleractinia; Pocilloporidae. The record is from the annotation of a GenBank genome assembly.
AUGUCUUCGCCUGUGGUUUGUGCGUUUCUUUUCAGGUGGAUUCUCCCACUCGUUUUGCUUGGAGGUGGGUACUAAAUUUUGAACGAUUGUUUCAUAACAGCAAGCUAUCCCAUUUCGGUAUCACGACAUUUAUUACACAAGGACCUUUUAAACUGAAAAUUUUGGGGGAUUUCUGUAACAUAUUUGGCUAAGUUAAGUUUCAUUUUGCCUAUCUUUGUUAAGUAUUGGGUAUUUUUCAGUACUUCGAGCUUCAACUUCUUCUAUGUACGUAAACGGUGGAGAAAUAAUUAUAGCAAAAGUUUCCUGCUAACCCGGCGAAGAUCGAUCUCCCAGAUCGAACCUGUCCAGACGAAUAAGAAUUUAAUUCAAAUGUCAUCAAACCAGCGGACUGUGAAAGUCGCUUACUGAGCACAUUCGUUUUCUUUCUGAAGAGUAAAUGCAUUAGUUGUAUAAUCGAAACUGUGCCUCUUUCAAUUUCAAGUAUCUAAAGCUCUUAAUUUCUUUAUUACCACAAGUAUUUUGGUGGUGACGUAAUCUGUUGAAGUUGAACCAGUAUCAAAACUACCCAUUUUACAAAUCUAUACAUUGCAUCAUAGCCAUCAACAGGCAUUGAAAAUCGAUAUAAAUCAAUAUCAGUUGAUCCAUUGUUUUCUGGUUAUCAAAUUUCUUAUGUUAUGAACGCUGUAAAAGGCGGAAUUAUCACGCAGAGACAUCAAUCGAUUAGUGCGUGUUUAAAAUUUUCUUUAUUGCAGUAACAAGAAGUUAAUCAAAUGUUUUCUCUUGUAUUUAUUUCAUUUACAUAAAUUGAUCAAUAAACUUUUUGUUGUCACAUGUUGUUGAUGCAUAGAAUUAUCCAAGGUCUUAGAUCUGUAAAAUUAUUCCUUCUUUGUUCGUUUUUAGCUUGUUGUUUCAGAUUUAAUGGAUUCUCUGUUAUCUACUUAUGCUGCCUGUUAGCAGUUCCUCUUCUUCCCAAUCCAUCACGAGGUUUGAAUUAUCUCUUCCUUUAUUUCCUAUGAAUUGAAUAAUUUUUUUUUCUAUCCACAGUCUGUGAAAUUUUAAACAAACUCUAAGCUAACUCAUAAUUUUUAUUUGAACAGCUUUAGGCCCCACAGGAAAUUUUCAGAAGACCCUUCUUGGCCUAUCAGUGUUUGCCUUGAUGGCACAGAUUGCAUUCCAGAUAGUCUUAGCAGCAUUACCACCAUAUGGACAUUUCUUUCCAAACUGUAAGUAAAAGGGGAACUGUGUGAGUUCUCUUUGCUUUUUUCAAUCCCUUAACCCUGAAUACCUUAACAUCAGUAUGCAUAUUCCCUAUACUGUUCUCUAUACAUUUGCUAUGGUAUUGAUGAGGAGGAUUUGCACAAUAAACAAGAGCUUUGUGAGUAGGUAGUCAUUUCCUGUAUUCUCAUAACCUUAAUGUUUGAUUUAGUAAUGAUAAUGUAUGGAGAAGUAAGAUGUUAGUCACUCACAAUGGUCAAAGGUUUAACCCUGAGGAGUGACCAAUACAGAAUUUCUCCUUGCAAUAUCAAUAACUUUUCAAGCAAAAAUGUGAGGUGGAGCAAGAAAAAUAACAACUACAGGAUGUUGUUUAUUAAUAUCAUCAACCUCUUAGAGGUAAAGAACAGAAAGAGUAUGGCAGAUAAUGAAGAGAAUUGAGAAAUCUUGAUGGAAAAUAUUUAAUUUGAUUUUUUUCUAUCACAUAUAUCAUUAGAUUUAAUUGUUUUUCAAUAUAAUUUGGAUAGUAUACUAAUAGUAUAUCGAUUCAACUUUAUCUAUAUUUCUGGGUUGAAAUAUUAUGCAAUAAAUCAAUUACUAUUAUUUUCAAUGUAGGUUCUGUGUAUGAGCAACUUACCAGGCAAAUUGGACUCAGUAGGUAAAACAUUUGCUCUUUGUCAUCUGACUUUUCUCCCAUACAUCUUUUCAAUUUGAAUUUGUUGUUACACCAGCCUGUAGCUCUUUUAAAAGUGGAACUCAGCUAGUGUUUUCAUGUACUUGCUCUGGGUGGUCUUAUCACAAAGAAGUUUAACCCUUUAACUCCCAUGAGUGACCAAGACAGAAUUUCUCUUUACAACAUCAAUACAAUAUCAAGCAGACAAGUAACGAGAAUAAAGAAAAUAUCAAUCAGGGGAUUAUUAGUUGAUCCAAUAGUAUAUUCUCCAAACUAACAUCACAAGAACUAUGUAGAAGACAGUAAGGAGAAUUACUGCUGAGAUCUUGGGAGUUAAAGGGUUAAGAGAAGUGCUCAAAUUAUUGUAUUUUAUACAGAAAUUUAUUUUCAUCUCCAAACAAUAUGAAUGUAUUAAACACACACCUCUACUAAGCCGAUAGAAAUGGUGAUCUGUGACCUAGAUACAGUUGAUAUAUCUGUUAUGAGGUUAUAGUCAUGGCCAUAUUGACUUGUCUGAACAAAUUUAGAUUCUUGAAAUGCGUAAUAUACAGCUGUAUGUGACUAAGUGAAGAACAUUUUGAUAACAGGGAGUUUUAUUUUACAAACAGGUUUGAUGGUGUCUCAGCACUAGAUGUGUUUAGAAUCAUUGUCCCAGAUGUGGUGGUUGUAGCUGUAUCUAUAACAUGUGUUGUCUGUUGCCGAGGGUUAGUGGACUCCUCUUCUCUCCACUCAACAACACCACAGCGUAUUAGGAUAACAUCUGACUCUUCCUCAUGGGAUAAUGUGAUGCCAUAUUUUAUUGCUGUUAUGUUACUUUCUGGUGGAAUAAUGCUUCCAUCUCUAGCCUCUGCAAUAUACUUUUUAAUGUUCCUGAUCUUGGGAACAAUGUGGGCAUGCCAUAAGGCAGUUAGACUACGACGCAAGAAAGCAUUUGCUUCUGUUAGAAUUGCUCUGAUGGUUUACUCUGGUGUGCAUGUUUUGACUUUCUACAUGUACCAGUUCCAAUUUUUUCAGGAUGUUCUUCCACCUGAAAGUUUACUUGCCAGGUAAGAUAACUAAAACAUCCAUAAUGACCUGCAUACUCUGCCAGAGAGCCUGAAACUAGGCUGUUCAUGAUUACUAAACCAAAUCAGUGCUAUCUAUAAGUACUGGUAUACAAUAAUGUAAAACAAAGGUACUUAACAGCAGAUACUGUUUUAACCCUUUGACUCCUAGAAGUGAUUAACAUGUAACUCCUCCCUAAAAUGUCCUUACAUUAUCUGGUGAUGAGAAUACCAAAACUUAUCAGGUAGAACUACACUAAAUUCUUGUAACUAAUUUACAUGGAAAUGAGUCUCAGCUGGAACUACACCAAAUUCUUGUUACUAAUUUACAUGGAAAUGGGUCUCAGCUGGAGGAGAGAAUUAGCAAUUAGUUAUUGGGAAUUAAAGGGAUAAAUACAUGUACAGUUGUAAUUUAGAGAAUAACUUGUAAAGAAAUAAAUUUUGUGACCUGUGGAUUAAAGUCAAGUGAAAAGUGGUCCUCACAAGUGGACUGCAGUUAUUAAGAAAUAAAGAGAAGAAAAAGAAGGGGCCCCCCCCCCCAAAAAAAAAAGAAAAAUUCAGGCUUUCAUGGGAUUCAAACAUGUGCCUGCCAGAUUCUUGUUACAUUACCUUACAUUAGUGUUAAACCAAAUGUUUGUUGAUCCCUUUGUAAAUUGAUGCAUUACAUUUUAUUUGUUUUUGUUUUCUUAUAGAUUAUUUGGCCUUGUGGGAAUAAUAUACACUGACUGUAGUGCUCCUUUAGCACUUCAUGUAAGACCUUACUUGGACUGGCCUCAGUGUGCAUCUCCUGGGGUGAUCUUGGCACUUUAUUGGCUUUUAGCAACAGAGACACGAUACUACUUUAUUCAUGUAAGCGACAUUGUUUUUGUGUGUGAAAUGUCAUUUUAGAGCUUUAUUUUUGUAUUGAAAAUUUUGAAUUUUCCUUUCUCUGACAUUUCUACAUUCUGAUCAGAAAUUAUCUCCAAAUGUAUCCUGGUGAUAACACCAGCUUAGGUUGUCAAGAUGUAGGCCACUGUUGCCAACACUCCUUUUUAAGAGCUAUUCUUACUAAGAUGACAAUAUGAUAGCACAAUCAACUGUUAUUCUGGAGUUCAAACCACCUCCAAUACUAUACGUCUACUUCUUUUUAUUGUUCUCUCUUUUUAUUGUUCUCUCUUUUUAUAGUUCUCUCUUUUUAUUGUUCUCUCUUUGCGUGCUUUAUCGUCAUAUUUUUUAUCAGAUUCUAGUGGCUUAUUCUAUGUGUACUAAAAUUUUCUUGCUUGGCUUUCACUAUUGUAUUCAUUACUCUUAACAGUUUUAUUUGGUUUUUCGUUCAUGAGAGAGGGAAUUAACAAAGUUCUUCCUGAUUAUUUGAAUUUUGGUUUUAUAAUGAACAGGACAAUGGAUCAAGAUAUGAAAGGCAAACACAUUGGUGGGACCCCAGGACCUGGCCCCAGACCUACUCAGCUGAGAGACAGGUAACAGCCUUUCAGAGUGAAUCUUAGAAAUAAGUUCUUUUUGUAUGCUGUGAUUAAAUUAAUAAUAUCCACGAUUAGCUACAAUUGAUUGUAGUGUGGGAAUUGGUGCAUUAAAAAGUUUCAGAUCAUUACUAUAAGAAGGUUCUAGGGAUAGAGAAUGUACAUCAUUAACCAAACAUUAUGAUAAUCACUUUGUGGGGCAUUAUGGUUUAUUUUGUAAGUCAAAAUGGAGAUUUUGGCUUUAACCUACUGGCACCUUUACAAGACUGUUUACACUGUUCUUGUUUUCUUGCCCUCAAGAGUGAUAACCAUAGCAAUAUAGUUUCCUUGGACAAAAAUGUAUUAAGGGCCCUUUUCAGAACUCAUUUUAACCCUUGCCACUGGGUUAAAGUUGUUCUGAGUGGAGCCCAAAACAUAUUAUACCCACAAACAUUAAGUUUUGAUUUGACUAUUACUCAUCAACAAAUGAAUAUUCAUGUAAACUGCAGCUGUUUUUUAUCACUGAAGAAAGAAAAGAUUUGCAUGAAAUUGAUGUGGUGUUUAUGUUAAAUGUUCACCUCCAUUCCAUAGUCCCUAAUGGUAGGGGGCCAAACCAACUACAAUACUUUGGGACCUGUUCCUGAGAGCAUUGUCACUGAGGAGCCAGUCCAACCAAUUCAGGAGCCUUAUGAAUACCCAGGAGUGCAGGGAACUCUGGGAAGCAUCAUGAUGUUCCUCAUGAGACAAAGCUACAUUGCAGCUCUUAUUAUUAUGAUGGUAAGUUUCAAUCAUAGUGUAGUGACUCUUGUAUGUAUUUUUUUCAUUACAUCUCCUAGUCAGUAUACAUGUGCACUAUGAUUGGUUAAUUCAGAAGGCUGAGUUUAGCUGUUACAUUAGAGCUUGCUAAAUUCAAAAUUUUGUUUCAGUUUAAAUCUCCACCGUCUAUUUGAAUCCAGAAAUAAAACAAAUAUCUUACUAACUUAGUUCAAGGUCUUUACUGUAAAUUACAGAACUUUGGGUUUUCCCUCUGCAUUUGUGACCCAAGUGCUUUUGUGAUCUGGCCAUAAAUCUUUGAGGAAAAAAAUCAGGCAGUAAUUUACUGUAUAGACCUCAGACUUGGUUAGUAAUAGUUUUGUAGAGUGACUCUUUGCUGAUAUCUUUUUAAUGUUAGCCAAGAUUAUAUGGAGUUGGUGAUUUCUAAAGAAAACCGGUUUCCCGCUUGGUGGACAAGUAAAUCAAUUCAUACUCAUGGCAAAAGUUGUUACAAGCUGAAGAAAUGGGCAUUAGACUUUCUUUUUUAAACGACUGUAAAUUUUGUCUCGCUGUGAUGCUUAACCCUUAAUAACUACCAAGAUCUUAAUUAUUUAAUAAUUCUCCUUACUGUCUGCCAUACAGUUCUUGUGAUGUUAAUUUGGAGAAUUUGUUAUUGGAUUGAUUUAUAGUCCCCUAUUUGAUAUUUUUCUUCAUUCUCAUCACUUGUCUGCUUGAUAUUGUAUUGAUAUUGUAAGGAGGAAUUCUGUCUUGGUCACUCUUAGGAGUUAAAGGGUUAUUUGAGAAAGAGGGCACAGGGGGAGAGUGGAGAAAGAAGAAAGGGCUCAUGGGAACAUGCAUUACUAUUUGAGUGAGGAGGUUCUGACAUUUCCAAGAUCGUCAGUUUAGAUAAUGAUUUUUUUGAAACUGAUGGUAAGAAAUUGUAUUAGAUAUACCAUAGGUAAAUUUUGUUUGCCUCAAAAGUGUGUGCUCUGCCCCCAAAGUUUGGUUUCCAGGAGAUUUUAAAUGAUCAUAUUCAGUGGGGGUUAUUGCAUUAUUUUAAGCAGUGCAAAUUUUUAAUUUUAUAUUUGUUCUGGUCCAAAGGCCUGGAGUAUUACCUACCAUUCUUGGUUGACAUUUGUCCUCUUAUUGUGGGCGUGUCUUAUCUGGAUUACUCCAUUUGCACGUUGGUUCUGUAUGGUUUCAUCGCCAGGACUUGUCAUCUAUGCUGAGUUACUUCUUCUUGUACAAUAUGUUUAUGGCCUUCAGCUCACCAAUGACGAGCUGCCACUCCAAGAUCCAACAGGAACAUUUGAUUAUUCUGAACUUGGGCUGAAGAAGUGGAAGUUCCCAUGUUUGCACCUUGGUGCUCAGGCAAGAUUUUCACUUUCAGUAACAUCAUUUGAAUCCAAUGAUUUAAUAGUUUUUUAAAUAUCAAUAAUAAAUAGAUUCCAGUUUGCCUUGUGCUUUUCAUGUGUGCAGCCAAUCACAGAUAAUAUCAAAAUUUGGUGAGAAAAAAAAGUGGCUUGGAAUUCAAUAGGGAAGGGUGUCACUGAUGUUCUUGGCACAUUAAUUUCCUCUAUGAUCUAAAACUGAACUUGCAUGUGGAAAAAUUGAAAAGACACUUGUCUUUCACAAUUACCAUGCUAUAUUGCAUGUCAGUCUUAUAUAUUUUUGUGUCGUUGUUGGUGAAAAUCAAUAUAAGACAACAACUUGGUAACACAAUUUGUUAAAAUGGUUAUUUAUCCACCAACAAUUUCAAAAAUCUUACCUGCAAAAUGUCAAUUCCAGUUAAAGUUAAAAUUUUUGCUCUGGUUCGCAAGGGCAUGUCCUUUUAGAGCUUCAUUUUCACCACACUGUUAAACUGUAGAAGCACUAUCACACAUAUCACUGCCUUUAUUUGAAAGUGGGUUUCAAUUGAAGUUUUUUUUUUUUUCAUGUCCCUUAGACUCUCUUCACUUGGGUGUUCUGGGUGACAUUGAGACAGCAUAUCAGAGAGAAGAAAAUGAAAAGAAGGGAGAGAGAAAAUGAAGAAUCUAUGCCACUGAGAAACCUGGCUCAUCCAUUUUUAAGGGCACUUCGAAAGAUGUGUAAGUAUAUUGUAGAGACAAAAAUUAGAAUGAAAAAAUGAUAAAGCAAAAUUUAAAUUAAAAAGUGUUUUACUGAAUGAAACAUUACCUUGGAAGGAACAAUUUAUAUGGUACAGCUCACUUACCAUUUGACAUAACAAAAAGACUAAAUUAAACUAUAAAUUUAAAGCACUGGUCAGUCUUCACAUUUAUCAUUAGUUAAUGUCAACCUAUAAAAGAUGAGUUCCUAGCCAGGAUCUAAAUCUGCAAAUUAAAUCUUUUCAUCCAUAUGAAGGUGUAAGGGUAGACUAUUUAACGCAUGGAAGUCAUCAGUGAUUGAGUAAAAAUGGUCAUUAAACACUUCUUUAGUUAUAUGAUAAACAUCAGGUUUGGAUUUUUGCCAAUCCAAGCACAUAUGAAAUAAAAUUACAUCAAUGAUAAUAAAUUUUAAAAAAAAAAAUGUAAAAUUUUCUUUGGUUAUUUUUCUAAAGCCUCCAUGGAACCAUCCUCCUCCUCAGGUAAUGUGUAAAUGAAUGAACUAAAUGUAACCUAAUACAUAUAUAUAUAUAUAUUUUUUUUUUUUUUUUUUUUUUUUUAAGAAAAUGAAUAAAGGGGGUUAGUUUCUAAAGAAACUGGGAUGCUGCAUUGGUGGGAUAGCAGAGCAAGGUAGCUUGGUGUUAUCAGCUGAGUUGAUAGCAUACAUUUGACAAUGGUGAGAGUUUAAAAGCUGACAUUUGGAACAUCAGCCCUUCAUCAAAGGAAAUGACAAAGGGCUAGUGCUGGAAAUGUCAGCUUUCUAACUCUAAAGCCUUUAACUCCCAGAUCAAAUUUUUAAUUCUCUUUACUGUCAACUAUACAAUUCUUAUAAUGUUAGUUCAGAGAACUUAGUAUUGGAUCAACUAAUUAUCCCUAAAUUGAUAUUUUUCUCAAUUCUCAUCACUUCUUUGGUUGAUAUUGUAUAGUUAUUGUAAGGAGAAAUUCUGUCUUGGUCACUCAUGGGAGUUAAAGGGUUAAUGAAGGCCAAUUUAUGUUAUCACCUCAGUUGAUAAUACCAAAUUACCAUGUUUAUACCUAGUUACAGUUUUAUGAUAAAGUAUAAAUCAACCAGUAUCUUUUGACGUAUAAUCUUUAAUCUCUAGUCAUCAAGGCUAAUUAUUACCCAAUUAGAAAGAAAUAAGUUAAUGAGUAAAUACAUGGCGUAAAUGAACAAUUAAAAAAUAAUUCAAUCCUAAAAUCAAUUAAUAAACUAGUGAUACUUGCCCUUUAACUUUCACUAACUGUAAAGAAGAUUUUGGCAAUUUAAUUUUCUUAAAGUCUUUUAAAAACUUUCCUGUGAUUGCAAUCUGUAGAAUAAAGUGAAUUUAUGAUAAAUGUUUAAAUUUAGUUGCAGAACUAAUCUUAUCAAUGUAAGUUCAAAGCUCAAACAUGGUUUAUGUGCAAGUACAUAUGUUUAUUUCUUAUCAUACAUUUUAGCGUGAAAUGAAAAAAGUUUUAAAAGCAUGAUAUUUGUUCACCUUUUGAGGACUUUGACAUUGCCCUCUUUUCUAAUACCUCUUAAUACAUAAUCAACAAUCUUAUUACUCUUGAUGUGACUGAAAAGAAUGAGCAGACUACCCCUCUAAUACAGCUCACAGCAUAAUUAUUUUAGUUUCCUAAACUGAAUUGAAUUCUUCACCAUUUUCAUAUUUGUCUAUUUGGCUACUCCACUUAUCUUGGUUUCUUUUCUUGAUCAAUAAAGCCACUUAAUGUGCAAGUAUUUGCACGUUAUCUGACAGGUGUAUUUAAUGCUAGAAAUAAUAGAGUUACCUUAAGCAGUAGUUUUGCCAAUUAUUGAUGAUGAUACAAACAUUAUUUUUUAGCUGUUGGUUCAGAGGAAGGUGAUUCUUUGGAUCCUAAAGCAUCAGAUGAUGCCAAAGCACUCAUGAUGUGGGUAAAAUCAGUACUCGCUAAGUACUGGAUCUUACUAUGCUGUGGUGCAUUCCUAUUGGUUGGUUUGCAGAAUGAGGUGUCAGUCUAUCAGAUUGGAUACAUGGCAAUAUUCCUCUUCAUACUAAUUUGUUAUCAGGUGAGUAGAUCAUACAUAUGUAUCAAUUAUUUUUCAGGAUACUAAAAUAUGUAUAUACACAUAUUUCUAGAUGCAAACCUCUAACAUUCCACUGAAUGUAACAGCUGUUUCAUGGCAUAGUUUGUAGUUCACUUUCCUUUGGUUUGUAUCAUAAAAGAUGCUGUGCUUAGAUUUUAAAGUGCAUGUUGAUAGCAAUGCUGAGUGCACUUGAAAGUAUCGAGCAGAAGAGCUCAGAAAAUCAGCGGUUAAGCAGAAAGAGGAUUUGCACGGACUGUCAGUUUUUUUACUUGAUGUGUAGCCGCUGGCUUUGACGACCUAGCGCCUAUAUUUAUUUUAGGCACUUUAAAAAAUUACUUCUACGGACGUUACUGGAUCUAUAACUUUGGUGGGGGUGAUGUAGUUAUUUGCCAAACAAACUGAAUAAGGACAUAAAGGCAAAUAAUACAAUAGGUGACCCACAGCCAUUUAUCCCAGAAAAAUCUACCAGCCCUAAAAACUUUAUGUAGCUUCAUACAGAUGUCCAUACAGUACAGUUCAUCACAAUGACCUAGUUGUGCGGAGCAGUACUCCAAUGGAAGCCUGUAGAUGGAAAGCGUUUUAUAAAUACGUUAUGUUAUGGUUGAAUUUUAUUCUUGGUUUACAUAUUGCUUUUCCUUGUCAGUGGGUGUGGGAGACGCGUCGGCCAAAUUGGUAGUGCGCUAGACUCCUGGUUGAGAGGUCUGGGUUCAAGACCUGGCCAGGUCAUUGUGUUGUAUUCUUGGGCAAAAUACUAAACUCUCAUAGUGCCUCUCUCCACCUAGGAGUAGAAAUGGGUACUGAAGAAUUGUCAGAGAACCCUGGUAAAGUGCUGGGAGGUAAUACUCCUAGUAGCCUCAUGCUACACUGUAUAUGGAAGCCGGGAUAGGCUCUGGCUGGGUGGGAUACUGGGCUCGAGUAAAGAAUUUACCUUACCAUGGAUGUAAUCACCGAGCAUGAAUGAAUUAACAAGUCAGUGUUUUUGUUUUUUUUUUUUGAAGAUAUCCAUUGGUACGUGGCGAUUAAUCCUUCGUCCCCUGUGGUGGGUGAUGGUCAUUUAUUCAAUUUGCAUCUUGUUACUUAUCUACACUUACCAGUUUGACAACAUGCCAGUUUACUGGCACAAUGCUACUGGACUAUCAGACCAAUGGUAAGUACAAACCUGCUGGCUCGUCUCCACAAGAAAUGUCUCAACUCAAUCAUUUUGUCAUUCGUUUUUGUUUCGUAAGAUCUUGUUUUCUGUAAUGUGACUUUUGUGUCAUACAAAAUGCCCCUUGAAAAGAAUUUUUAGCAAUGCUAUACGACUUGUGUUUUAGAACUGACAAUUAAUAUGCACAAAUUUAUCCAUAAUACAGUUCUACGGAGACAAUCUUUAACACAGGCUGAUCGGUUUCCAAAUUGGUAUUGAAAAUUUAAAAGCGUUCAUGAUUUAUUUCCAAUAGCAAAUUGUUCCUCCCACCUGACGGCAAAUGUUCCGUCUUUAGCACUUAAGCUCUUUUUUCUUUCUUUUCUUUACCAAUGAGUUUAUUUCCUUAACCAAAAUUUGCAGUGUGAACAGGGUACAUAAUAGUUUUAAAAGGAACGUUUUCCAUAGAUUAUGAUUUUUGUUUGCUGCGUUGUUCGCCAGGAGUUAACUUUCGCAUAAAUUACGAUCGUCAUCCUGUUUGUUUACAGGUUAUACAACCUUGGGCUUCGUCAACAUACAAAAGCCAGCCUUCUGUUAGAACUUCUUACUCCUACCGCCUUUUCAAUCAUCAUUGUUAUACAACUUCAUUUCUUCCAUCGUCCAUUUCUGGCCAUGAUUGAUCUAAAAGCGCGAAAUAACUCUACCGUGCACCAGUCCUCCGCCAGGGGAGCUGUUGACCCGCAUGUCCCACCACCCACGUCUCAGCAAGAUGGUGCCGGGCCAGUAGGCACUGCUCGAGGGACUAGGCCGAUUACCCAAAAGUCUCUGUUAGUUGUGGCACUUAUCAGGAUAGUGAAUUUUUACAAUGAUCUGACUGUGUUUCUUUGGAGAGUAGGAGAGCUACACAUGUUGAAGCUUGUCAAUUUGACGCUGAUUUGCGUGGUGCUUCAUCAGGUUAGAUUAAUGUCGCUUUCAAUAUCAUGCUAAUUGUAAAGUUAGGAGCACGUCUUUUUGCGAUUUAUUUUAUGUUGCCGUCAGUUAUCAUCACAGCGGGUAUCUGGGAGGAGAAACAAACAAAGUGGAUCGAGAUCCUCAAAUCACAACUUGAAAAAAUCACCCUUAAAACCCUCUGAACAUGGCAAUGAUAUUCGGAAAGUAAGCGACACGUUUGAGGGACAUGAUCUACAUCUCCAUAGUUCGCACGCUUACAAAAAGUACUGGAAUUUAGGCAACCAAUCAAAUCAAAGGCAAACGUGCGCUAAAGCUUUUGAUAGGUCUUAGUCAAUGGGUCAGUCGUUUGUUCAGUCGUCCGGUCUGUCUGCCUGUUUGUCUGGUAGUCAAUUGACUAGUUAGGCUCUCAGCCGGUUCUUUUAGACUGAAUGUACAGUGUAAGACAGCUAGCUUGCCAACCAGAUACCCAUUCGGUGAAAUAAGUAACGGAGAAUUUUGAAUAAUACACUUUCUUUUUGAAGAGCAUUAUUAAAAAUUGUUACACUUAAUGGUUGAUCUGCUGGUUUAUGCAGUUUCAUUUUUUAAGUCUUGUAGAAUACGAAUACUAUUUGUGUCUUUGAGGACUAAUUUAUUCAUCGAUGUGUCAUUCUCUUUUAGGUCUGUGCUAUCAACGCAGUGAUUAUUAUUUUGCUUGGUAUCUCUAUGCCGUCACAUCUUCUCCAGAGGGCCUUAUCUUACUGUUUUCUGAUCUGGAGCUCGCUUGUUAUUCUAAGUAAGAUGAUUUAUCAGCUGAGAUUUGUACAAGCCGAUUUAUUUCAACAUAACUGCACAGACCAGGUAAGUCUUAGGGAGUAUUUAUGCCUGAGUGUUAGAAAUAGUCACGACAAAGUAGACCAACAGAACAAGCCCAGUGGAAACUAAAAUUUAUUAGACACUAGUGCUGUGUAGCCGUCGAUAAACGAGGUGAAAUAAACCAUACGCACGCACACACUCACACAAAAUAAAACCUUAAAAGGAAAACAGGAAAAAACACCGAAAAUAAGACAAAAAAAAAUAAUUUAGAGCGAUUCGCAAUAGAUUUUGCCCACUUUUACAAAGUAAGCCACAGAGCGCAGUUAACUCCCUCUCAACUAAUAUUUUAAAUCACGUUUGAAGGUAGCGAAUGCGAUCUGACGCCGAAUCAAGCUGGGAGCAUCAUUAUUAUUUUCGUUGCAACGAACAGAGCAGAGUCUCACUGUCACGAAAAGAAAAGGCUAAGAUGCGCGAACAUGCGCGAAAGUGUGGGCGCGAGAAACGAAGAGGGCAGGCUAAGAAUAGAAAUUGAAAAGUAGUUUCUUUGACCGGCAACAAAAAGCGAUGUUUGACGCUCGCGCUUCAACUCUUCUCUUUUGGCCAAUAGGUUGGAACGGGCUCUGCUAUAUUUUGAGAAAUCUUCUUAGUAUGUUUGUUAAGUAUAGUGGGAAUGAGUCAGUACGGCUUUAAGUAGAGUUAGCAGAGAUUUGAGAAGUCAUAUUUUGAUCGUUUUAUCAUUCUCCUUUCUUUGUCCUCAGACCUUGCCUCGUCCGUCUUCUUUUAAUCAUUUUAUCAACAAUGCAUUGUGGGUUGGCUUUUACAAGACAGAUAACAUCUCGGAGGACAUAAAGGUAUUGAAAACAUUUAUACCUUUUUAUCCAAUGUAUUGUUUAUUACACGUUCCGUGAUUGGUCAUUCCUUGUGAUCUAUUUAUCUUUCUAUCCAUUGAACUGAUUACUACGCUUUCUGUGAUUAGUUGUAGCCUGUGAUUUAUCAGAGUGCAGACACGCGGUUUACGUCUGAGCAAAAUUAUUUUCUCUUUUUUGUCUUUUUCACGAGAGUCUUUAAGUUUUUGUUUCACUUUUCAGUUUUAUUUUUUAUUUUUUUUAUUUUUUUUGUAGGGAUACCUGCUGAUCGUGAUAGUUAUUGUUUUACAUGCUGUCAUUAAACAUCAUCAGGUAGGCGAUUUGGUUCCAUUUUAAGAACAUCAGUUUCCUUCGUUGUUGUCGAUAUUCGUUAGCUGUUGUAACUAGGUUUAUUUUUUCGUUGUUGUCCUGUGCCUAUGCAUGUAGACUUAAUUAACCACUCCCCAAAUGGAGAUUUUGAAGGCCAAUACCAGUGAAUGAAUGAUGAAUUAACAAACAAAGUGUUUACAAAUCUCAGCUGGCUAGAGGGAGACCAGUUGGCUGUAUACAAAGCGCAGCCAAUGAGUUGAACUUGGGGCAACCAAGAACCAAUCCAGUGAGUAGCAGGGUGGAGGGCUUGAACCCCGUGGGCACCGGAUUACAAGCCUAGCGCCCAACCACUCAACCACACUGCUUCUGAAGAGUCUUUACAGUCUCUUUUUUUAGCUAACCUGCUGAAAACGAUCAUCUCUUAAACGUUCUUAAUCAAACUUUUUUCCCCGUUGUUUUAUUUAUCGACAGAAACUCUACCGUUGGAGAAAUAAUUUGAAAGAACCAGAUGUCGGAAUAUUGUUUCCGGGAAUAACACGACCAGAUGCUGAUGAGGGAAUUGUAGAUUGUAUCAAGUAUUUGUUUAACAAGUUUUUCUUCCAUUUUGGUUGGGAGGUAAGCUUACAUUAAUCCUUAUUAUGAUUAUUAGAUGACGAAAAACUAAAAGUGAUUGUAAUUGUAGGAUGCUCAGUUUCUACGAUACAUUCAAUGAAUUGUUAAUAAUCUUUUUGAUGCCCCCAACAAUCUGGCUUAACCUGCAUCAUGGUUUUUGUUUUACUGACACACAAACAAUCAAGAGAAUGAAAUCUCUUGAUACAACGAGAGAAUAGUUUAUGAUGUCUUGAUUCAAUGUUUAUGUUGUAGUUCAAUUUUAUCCUUGAUUCAAAUUUUAUUUUCCUUUGUUUCAAACUCAUUAUCAUAAAUUACAAUACCCAAAAACAAAAGAAGAUAAAAUUAGAACCAAGGUUAAAAUUGAACCACAACACACACAUACACAAGGUUGUUAUCGAAGCCCUCUUAGUCAAACACCAUGCUACUCCCAUACCAAACCUAAGUUAACCAAACUCCGACUUGGAAGUCAAUCCCAAUUAAAAUGGAGUACUCAUCUCCAACCGAAAAAGAAAAAAAUACGACUGUAUAAGAAUCAUAGUUUAAACUAAAUCAUGGGUUAUGUCAUAUUUAGUUACUACGGUAGUCUGGCGCGUGAGAAGUUCGCCGUAUCAGUCAGGUACCUCCUCCACUUUCCGAUAACGUGACAACGUCUGCCAAUCGAACGUUACUCUGCGGUUUAAAAGCAAAACUGCCUUUUUCAUCAAUUUGGUUAUUAAACUGACUGACAUAGCCUUUAAACUGGUUCUCAAAACGCUUUACAAGCCAGGGGUGAGAAAGUAAACGAAUGAACUGAUGCUAACAUUUGCACCAUAUUGUAAAGGCAUCGUAUUCAGUCGGCGUCGAACGUUAGUUUUUCCCAAUUCCUCCACUUCCCCCCAACACCUUCACAUGAAUUGUUUUAGUGGUUGUUGGUGUUCAUCCUGCUGAUCAAGGAACAAUUACUUUGGUGUCUGAUGCUGUAUUUCACAAUUUAGUCACCUGUGUUGUAGCUCGCGUCUUAAAGACUGCGUACUGCUACUCUUCGUCAAGUGAUGAGAUCGAUUGGUUACUCGUCACUGUAUCGGAUGUUAGGCUGAGUAGAGGUUGUUAGAUAUGACUGGCUAUCCUCUCACCGUUUUCAGGUUUGCUUAGUUAUGAUCGUAAUAAAUAUGGCUGUCCGUUGUGACAUCACGUCAGUGGUAUAUGCCAUUUGGCUAGGGACAUUUUUGGUACUGGGCCGACAGAACUGCUCGAUAGUGUGGCCUGUUUAUGUGGGCUUCUUGGCAGUGCUCCUACCUCUGCAGUAUCUCCUGGUGUUGGGAUGGCCUCCUGCGCUAUGCCUGGGUAUGAAACAUCGUUCUUUUGAUCAAAGUUUUAACUUUAUCGAUGGAUUACUUGUAUCGGUUUGUAGUGCUGUCCUUUGUCUGUGUAAUACCUGUUUUGUGUUUUUACUGGUAACCCUUCAGCUGCUCUCAAAACAUUUACCCGGCGGGCUGUAUCCAUUUUUUAAAUCUCUGUUUGGAUUUAUGUUCAUCCAGAGCUGUAGCGUGAGAACUGCAAUAAAGCACAAUGAACCUGGUAAUGGCCUAACUCUUUCAGGAUUUCCAUGAAGCUCAGUGGCAGGACACCGCAACGCAGAAUUUGAAUAUUUCCGUCAAGAUCGCGCUCAUUUUGCUUUAUUAAGCUGUUGCUGAAGAUUUCUCUCCGUGUACAUAAACAAGUUUCUAACCAUAACCAUAUUUAUCCUCCCGGUGUAGCUUAUCCCUGGACCAAUGCGUUGAAGCCUAACCUCGUUCACUGGCUGUAUUUAACCGAUGUGAAGCUCCCACCCGACCCUAAGCUUCUUUUAGGUAAGUCCUGUGACCUCAAGUGAACUUUUUUGUCGUGUGUGACGUACCUUGACUGAUCUUUCCUGUUACAAUAUUUUUGUUUUUACUGAGAGUGAGAGGUUUUUUUUUAUUGCAACUGAUGCUACUCCUUUGAGGUUGACUGUCAGGUGGUUUCUAUGUUUGGUAGCAAAUGUCACGUGUUGUGACGCGAGGGACUUUAAAGUUUUCCUUGAUUCUAAUUGAGUGACUCUUGACUGAUGAUGGUUUUCUUUUUAGGUGAUUUCUUCCAACUGCUAUUCGCCUGUUGUCAAGAAAACGUGUUCUCUAUGGAGCGUUUUAAACGAUCAACUGAGCAAGCUUCUUCGGGUUCAGCUUUUAAUUCCAACAGACGAGGAAGCCGCGGAAAAACUGUUACUCCUGACUUCAUGUGGAAUAUAACUUGGCUUGACUUCGUUAAGGUAGACUUUGUAAACAUCGGCGAAAAUCAACAAUUGACGUUCUCCUUCGUCACGAACAGUGUAUUACGCUCUAUCAGUCAAAGGAAUACCACUAUUUUCCGAGUCUUUGGUAACUCUUCGUAUUUUAUUUUCAUACAGUGACUGACAGACAACAUCAGUAGGAACGUUCUCCGUCCCACUUUUAGUUGUAAGAGACAUUAAUAAUUCACCCGUCCUACCCUUACCCCUCCCCCUUCGGCACAUUUGGCAGCCCAACGCAAGACAUUACUUCUAUCAAACCACGCCUCUCUCUACAGAAAGUAACUGGUAACUUUAUCGUUGCAGGUGUUCGUAUUUCAACACAUGUACUGGGUGACUUUAGCCGUAGUAUACAUCACUGUUCAAAGCACCAUUAGCAUCUUCAAUUUUGGUUUUAUUUUGUGGUGUUUCUUCUUCUUGUGGCACGGCCAAGCGCUCUACCUUCAGCCGAGGACAAGACUAUUCAGACUUUGGAAAAUCUUCAUAGGAUACAAUUAUUUCACGCUUUUGGCUAAAGUUUGUUUACAGGUAAAAGAAACUCAUUUUAUUUAUGGAAAAUUUACUUAAAGCACUGAAUGCAAACCUUGUAAUACGUUUUGAAUGUUUUCCUAGAUUUUAUGAUCGUGAGAAGUACAUACCCGAGAAACACAUUUUCGCCUCCUUCGUCACAAGGGUCUAGGAUAAAAUUUUGCUCUCCGUGAAUUUUUCUCUUCCUACCCCUGCACAAUUUGAAGUAUUGCUCGUUUGUGAACACUCUUAGGUCACCAAAAUUUUCGUUAUAGUAUUUCCAACAUUAAGAGGAGUAAUGGGGAUGACGCGACCUGUAUGGUCGGUUUACGGUCGGUUUGGUAAUCACAAAAAUAACGAACUGAUCAUCGUGGGUGAAGAGUAACGAAGGAAAUUCAGGCUACGACAACACGGUUUUCCGUAAACCCCAUCGACGUCUGACUACUCCUUCCACAGUUUGAAAUUGUGGGUCAUGUUUGAGGAUCCGUUCGUAUUUUUUGUUUGUUUUGUCUCGCUUUAUUUGUUACCUUUUUAUUGCAGUUAUUAUAUGCUGUUUUCAGCGAAUUUUUCAGCAGACUGUGAUCCAAGAUUAACUACAUCUUAACCUCUCAUGUCCUUAUGAUUUCUUUCAGCUUGUGUCUUGUGUGUAUGUAGAAUAUGUGAAAAAGCACACCGGCUGCUGGGCGUUACAGUUAUUGAGCUUGUACUGUUUGAGAGAAGGUGGAUACAAGAACAACGUAGAAACCAAGAAUGAUCCUUGUGUGGCUCCUGAUGACACGGGACUUGCUAUGGACUGCGCAUGCUUCACGUUCCUUGUCAUACAGUAUCGUGUAUUCACAUCAGAUUAUUUCAAGCACGUGGUGCGUGAUCACAGAGAGCAGUCAGACAUGGCCAACAGGUCAGGAACGGCUAAAAAUUCAUGUCUCUUGCACUUCUAGAAGGGAGAGAACAGUUAUGGCAGCAGCGAGAGUGCUCACAUCUUCUUAGUGAUACGGUCACAGGGAUCUGCGUUGCGAACCCAGCCUUAAAUUUCUACUUUUUCAAUGAAACUCUUUCUCCUCCCUCCCUUUCAACCCUCCCUAAAAAGCAUUACUCCAAUUUCGAUUUCUUUAUGGAUGCUCAUCAAUUCUUAUACGAUUUUACUCACAGUUAAUGUAGAUUUUUGAAAUUUAUAUUUGUAUUACAAUACUAGGUAAAUCUGAAGUCUCUGUUGUUGUGAAUUGAAGUUAUGGAUGUAUGUUUGUUUUCCUUAGGGGUGCUGAGUUAGUCAAUGAACAUGUUCGUGCCCAGUUAGAUGCCGUGAGACGAGAAGACAAAGGGAAGAUGGAUAGAAUCAGGAAAUCGUAAGUUGAACGCUUGAUAACCCGCUCUUGCCACAUCGAGGUGUUACCCAGAAUAUUAGAUGCCGCACUGUGAAAGGGCUAACUAUUCACUGUGCAUUUCAGCUUGGUGCCCCGUUAUAACUGACAAUAUUUUAAUUUUGCUGUAACUUUUUUGUUUCAGGCUUCACAAGCUGAAACAGAAACUGGCCAAGUUGCACCCGGCAGGAAUGCAGUACGAACCCCAGUCACACUAUGAAGGUAGCACUGUCUGUGAUGCCACCGUUAGCUUUUCGCUCUUGGAAAACCUUUUGCUAGAGACUUAACGUACUCAGUGUCUUCUUCACGCGGUUUUCAAAUCAAAAGAAAUUUGUACAAUUUUACGCCAACCGCUGAAAGCUCAAAGCUACCAACCAGUCGACGUUUUGAUUUAAUGCAGGGUCGUUUGUCUCUUUGUGAACCAUUGCAUCCGUUACAAUCCGGCGUCGCACUUGGUUAUAAUUACCUCCGCCGGCAACCUGUUUUGAAGUAUUUUACACGUAAAUAAAAUUGGCUCUGCAUUGCUACUUGGUAUAGAUAUGACAUGGAUCAUUAAUUUGGCUUGGUGUAUAUUUGCUCCAUCAUACACAAGCUUUUUUUUAUUUUAUUUUAUUUUUAUUUUUUUGGCUUCUUUUUCUUCGUAUUUGGCUUAUAGCGCUUGACAUGUCUCGCUCUCGUUUCUCUCAUCUUUUGCAGCAAUUUACUCCGGCGAUUACAAGUGGUUUGAAAGUGAAUCAGAAGCAGAGUCCGAGGGUGAAUCAGCGACGGGGAGUCCAACACAUGACAGGAGUCACAGUCCCACUGAGGCAGAAAGAGGGCGAGGUGUAGCUGAGGAGACUGGAGACAAGGGUAUGUCUCUUGUUUAUUGAAAAAGGGGAAAGAAGGAAGAGAGAAGAAAAGUGACGAGAAAAAAAGCGUACUUUUCCGAAACGUCGAGAUUUAAAAUCAAUUUCAACCCUGAAAAAAUUACGAAGUUCAAGAAAGCAAGUUAUGACAUUAUUAAUGAGGUGUGAAAAACUUUCGAGAUUUGGUUACAUUUAGCCCAACACACGGCAAUGACCAUCUCUUUGAUGAGGCCUCUUCAUUAAUCAGACCGCCUUUUAGUAUUCCACAUCAAUUUUAGCUCAAGUGGUCACCCUGCCCUGUAACUAGGAACUUUUGGGGGGAAUUUUCUUGCUUCCUCAUUUUGCUAAAACAAUUUUGAUCACAGAGAAACCGAGCGAAGUUCCAGUAGAGGCCACAGGAGGGGCAGCCUGGGGUCGGAAGAGCUCUAGCAGUUCAAUUGGCAAUGAAGAUGAAUUCGUAGAAGUUUUCGUCCCGGAAGCAAGUAGCGAUGACGGCCAGGCGGAUGGGUUUGUCACCAAAAUUAAAAAAUGGUGGAGCUGGUUGUAUUACUAUAUCGCUAUAUCUGUGGAUAAAGUCAUCGACUUAUUAAAUGACAUCUCCAAAGACUACAGAGAGAUCGCCGAUCAGCUUAAGAGAGAACAAAAAGAGAAGAGACAUGAGAAGCUGCGUCGUGCUAAGCUUGGUUACGGAAGUGCUCGCAUUCGGCUCGGUGAAGCGUCGGAUCCCGAAGCAGAUACGAAGGUGCGCGUGAGAAUACUUUUUUUCUUUCAUAUUGUAACUUACAUUCAACCCUUUACGCCCAAAUAUCAGUAUGCAUAUUCUCCAUACUUAUCUCCAUACAUUUCCAGAGGUGCUGGAAAGGAGAAUUUGUUGAUCGCGCUUUUUUAGUUGGAGUUCAUUGCCUUUAUUCUUGUGACCUUAAUGUGUGAUUCAGGGCUGAUAUUGUGACAAAAAAAAAUAGAUGCUAGUCUCUGUUAGGGGCCAAAGGGUUAUCAAGAUGGAUUUUAAUUUUACUAGAAACAUGGUGUGAAGAUUUCAGCCACCUUCUAAGUCUCCCAGUCUAUCGAGUGUUCGUAAGCAGAGAGUAAUGCUCUGUAGCUGAGAGCUAUGGCAGGCGGCUAUAUCUCAACUUUUUCGUGGUAAACAUCCUCGAAGUCCAGGAGCACGUUAAGGAUAGUCAUUAAAUAUGCAGUUAGAAAGAGCACGAAAGUCGUGUGCCUUUUUACAUAUACAUAUAUACAUAUACAUAUAUAUAUAUAAACAUACAUAUACUGCAAAUAACUGAAGGAGGUCUUUGACCGAAACGUUUUUAUUAGUUUUUUUCAGAAGUUGUCCAUCCUCGCAUUUUUUUAACUCUUUACGUUCGUGUUUGUUGUGAGGUUUGGACUGCGAAUCUUUAUUGAUCCUCCUGGCGCGGUGCGCCUUUGUUGGCCUGAGAGUUCUACUAACAAUUUUUACAUAUAUAUAUAUAUAUAUAUAUAUAUAUUUAUAUAUAUAUAUGUGCUAUACUCAGCCUCACCUUCAAGUAGUAAUUUUACAAGUAGUUUUUUAACACACAGAGUAUGACGUCACGCUUUACUAUGGAGGACGAGGACGCAUGGUCUGCCUCAAACUUGGAUUUCGAGGAUAUUGACGGAAGCGCAAGCUGGCGUAAAUCCAACAUGCGUAUCUCUCGUCUAACAAUAGCUUUCAUUUACGCGCUUUUGGCAAACACUGACAUCCUGUGUUACAUGCUGAUGAUUUUAAACCACAUGGUGUACGCCAGCAUCUUGUCGAUGCCUCUUCCUUUCUUGGUAUUCCUGUGGGGUAUGCUGUCCAUUCCCAGGCCGACCAAGAUCUUUUGGAUCACCGUGAUGACGUACACACAAGUCGUAAUUGUGUUGAAGUAUCUGUUCAAGUUUCAGUUUAUCGACAUUACUGAUUGUAAUCCGUCAGAAGGAUUGGAGAAGAACAGUCCGUUGUGUUCACCGAGAAUAAUUGGUAUUGAACGGGUUGGACACACGUCUGCCUAUGAUCUGCUGUUGCUUUUGGUGCUGUUCUUUCACAGAUAUUCCUUGAAGGUAACAUUCUCUUUUAGUAGUAAUGAUCUUUGUUGAGGAUGCCAACGUUACAAGAUAUGGUUUACAUAAGGGUCCUAAAAUUUAGAAACUAAAAGGAAAAAAAAGCCAAGAAGCAAACAAAUAAAAGUAGAAGCACCAGGGAAAUGUCGUAAAUAUAAUACAAUUUUAAUAUAAUUUUAGACAGACCACGCUUAAAUGCAUUAGGGGACUCUGCUUUCCUUCUUUGGUUCCCUAGUGGACCAGUAAAACUCCCGCUCAGUUAAGAAUUGGCUCGUGCGUCUCUGUGCGUUCAUCGAGGUAUGAAGCACGGGGGAAGUUUGAAGGGCACGAAAGAUGUGUAAGGAUUUCUGGAGGCGCAACGUCAUCAGUAUCCAAAUUGGAUUGUGUGAUUAAAUUUGAAUUUGCUAGUUAAGAAACGGAUGGAUUUCAAAAAGACUAUAAAAUAACUGUGCUGUUAAACCAUCGAACUGAUCAAAUAUGGGUGAAAGGUGUAACCACCAAAUAUCAAAAUACAUGGGAGUCCAAUACACAACCGUUUGCAAUAUGUUCCCCACAUUGCAUUUUUUUGUAUCUUUGUAUGUUCGACUUUAGGUUCACGGUUUGUGGAGAGACCACGCGAAUCGAGAAGACGGUGAGGAUACUGAUGAACCACCAAUGUCACCCAUAUCACCAGGUACAUCCAGUAUUUACAGCUAGUAGGUUUGUGACAGUUUUGAGUGAUAUAGCCGCUAAAAUGAGAAGCGAGGCUUCCAGAGCGCCGACGUUUUGCAGCUGGAAGUUUGAAGUGCAUGGAUAAUUGUAAUUUUUUUUAUCAUCUUUUCCUAGGUCCUUUUAGUAAAGUAAAUUCUGGCUCUAUAGUGCUGGACAGAUCGUCUUCCAUCGAGAGCAGCAUAUCAACUCAGCAAUCACAGGUUAGUCUAAAUGUUCGCUUAUAUAUUGUUCGCCUGCGCAAGAAAUCUGGCAAAUUAACACUGAACCAAGCUGUUGCGAAGGUGGUGCGUAUUCCUUGCCAUCAGUCACUACUGUUUAUGGAAGAUCUCGGUGCUGACUGUGUUGUAGCUCUCAUGAUUUUAGCCUUAUAGCUAACAAGUAAGGGAGGGAAACGUUUUCAAAACAACCGUCUUCAUAGAGAGAUUCUCGCGAUCAAAAGAAGUUUUUACCGUAAUUUCUUCUUUUGAUAUUUUAGACAAACCGGCAUGUGCCUAUAGGUUCACAAGCUGACUUCUCCUUCCUUUAUACAUCAGCAUAGAAAACGUGAUAGCGUCCUUUGUCGAUUAACAUUUGCUGGAGUUGGUUUCCCUUGAAUCAUGCACCCUUUCCUUGGAAAGUGUGCACGGAAGUUCGCAUACAUGAGCAGAUCUCGUCCUGGACAAGGUUUUUUCAGGACAGAUUUCCAUGUUCAAAAGCGACCAUUUUAGUUGGUAGACAUGGAGGCUCGUCAAUGAAAAAACAUUUCAUUUUCUACCAUCUGCUCUGCCAAGAAACCAUUUCAAAGUAAAACGUAAAAUAAGUAAAAAAAUAAUCAAAUGUUUCUUUUUAGACAACCAAUGCGACGGAUGGGGAAGAGAGAAAUAGCAAGCAAGAAUGGUAAAUAACAUUCCUUGCGCAUUUUAACAGCAUGCAGUUCAAUCAAUGCAUUUCCUCUUAACAUACAUUUUUCAAUUUUGUUCUUUCCUCAGCGGAUUGUGCCAUCCAGUGGCUACGUUUUUGCGUCGUAUUUAUGAUCCUGAAGUUGGUUCUGGUGCUGUGGAUGUUUAUGCUAUGAUGUUCGCGUGUCAGUUUAUCAUCUUCAUCAUAAUUGUGUUCAGUUGGUCGGCUUUUUCCUCUUCAGAGGUAAGGAGUCUCUCAGUUUUAAUGAAAGUAAACGGUAUAAAUGUCAGCGGGGAGUAGAAGGUUUACCAAUGGACUAUCAGAAUAGUCGGUGAAAGUGGAACAUUUCAAUACCUCUUGAUUAGACAGACUUCGGAAGCAGAUGGCAUGAUAGUUUCCAAUGAGGCCGUAACUACUGUAACCAUUAGAAAAGAAUGAAAGCUCCGAGUUUUCAUAGUUUCACGGCAUCAUCAGGGAAGUAGAACAAGUGUUUAGAGGGACUGAAAUUGGCUGUUUUCGAGAUUAACCCCUCAAAGGGACUACUUGUCGUAGAAGAACCAGUUGCAUUUUGAUAUGGAAAUUUGCAGCUAAUUGUACAUGUCAGCGGCUAUCGAUUUCAAUUUACAACAACGCUAAAACAUGAAUCACCGUAGUUACCUAGGGGUGACUGGUUAUGGGUGUUUUAAGAGUUCCAAUGAUAUCCCUGGAAUUGCCCGUGUCAGCCUACAGGGAUGUGUAAUGUUUAGUUAAAUGAGACUUUAGUGCCUUCAAACGUGCAUUUUCUGCCAAUCCACGUAACUUAACACCCGCCAAGUAUGUCUCUCCUAUAGACUGAAAAUGGAACGCCUUUUAGUACAAGAUGAUCUUUUCACUAGUUGCAAUGUAGUAUUACCCUUUAGAACAAAAGGUGAUAUAUUAAUUGGAGUUAAAACUCGCGUAGUAGUCUUAAGACUUAAACGAGAAUUCAGGAGAAAUAAAUAUAUGAGUUAAUUGAGCUUAAUGUAUUUUUGUUCAUUAUUCCUCUCUCUAAGUUUCUUCUCUUUUGUAUGUAGACGAAACCGCAAGCGCAAUUUAUGCAGAUUAUUGAGCAAAAUGUGGUAAGUUGUGUUUUCUUCAAGUGUUAUUUCAGCAGGAGCCAAAAUCCCCCUUACAAAUGUGGAUGAAUUUGAAAAAGGGUUUUUCAUCUUAUUCCUCUCAAUAAUAUGGAUAAAUUGGCUUUCUAGUCCUCGACGACUGGUAUAUGUAGAGCAUGCGCAUUGCAUGGUUCAAAAGAGGACUGUUAGAAUCACUACUUGGUCAUUUGACGUCAUCUAUUUGAUCGUCAUCUCCAUACCACUCAAUCUAGCCGGUGCUCUCCAAUUUCUCCUCUUUGGAGACUGUUUUCGAUGCCAUCUGUGGAUUGUAGGUCAGGCUUGGUAGAAAGAUAUGUGUUUCAGACUUAAUCUAAUUGACAUUUCGCCUAAUUUUUUUGUAGGUGCCGAAAACCUUUCUUUACAUGUUGUUAUCGCAGUUUUUUCUCAUCGUCAUCGACAGGUAAAUAUGAUUUCCUUGGCUAAAAGUGCAUGUGUGACUCUUGGAUAUUGUUAUUGUUGCAAGUGAUAUGAUUAUUUUAAAACACUUCGUUAUUUUUUCCUUACAGAUAUUUGUAUUUAAGGAAGUUUGUGAUUGCAAAGCUGAUGUACAAUGUUUUCUUGGUGAUUUCAUUCCACUUGUUCAUGUUUUUUAUCGUGCCGCUCGUUACGCAAAGGUAUGUAAAAGAAAGAAAAAAAAAACGUUUCUCGACGACGGAACGCAGUACAUUACGUCUCUCUUACUGCACACAGAUCAGUUUCGACAUUGUUGCUCUUAGCAGUGUGCUUAGUACUUGUCAAAUGCAAACCUUAUACAUCGCCUGCAGUUUAGUUUGCCAGCGACUCUCAGGGAGCUCAGUUCGAACAUACUGCGAACCUAGAGAUGUUCAGAUCCGAACAUACUGCGCUUUAAAUCCUUACAUAUACACUUAGAUUUAUUAUUGCCCUAGCUUUGGUGCCGAAUUUUUUUUGUUGUUCUUGGUUGAUUGCCAUUCUUAAAGGUGGCAGUUUGAGAAAAUCAUGAAGGAAUAUUUGUACGGAAUAUGCUUUUUGUCAUCACUCUAGGCCUUUUAUCAAGAACAUUCCCGCAAUCUUCAUGUACAUCUUCAUGUGUAUGUACUUCGGUCUGUCCGCCUAUCAAGUGCGUUGCGGUUACCCGACCAGGAUUCUGGGUAAUUUUUUGACAAAGAGCUAUACCUUGACCAGUGGAAUUCUAUUCCAGGGGUAAGUCCGUUUGAGAUUGAAAAGAUGAUCUCUAACGUCGAAAUUUCUCCCUCAAUUCACCACUUGAAAUGAGCUUUAAUUUUAUUUUCAAUUUCCUUGAUCUGCCACGAAAUUAUUUUCAAGAUUAGAUUUGUCUCCAUCAUCUGUUAUGUUACUAGUUUCCAGGCCAUUCCCUUCCUUCUUGAGUUGCGCAGUGUGUUGGACUGGGUUUGUACGGAUACCACGCUGACCUUGUAUCACUGGCUCAAGAUGGAGGAUAUUUAUGCUAACAUUUAUGUCUUGAAGUGUUACAGAGAAUCCGAGAAGGUGAGAACAGUUUUGCCAGCGGUAGUCCACUGGAGUUAUUGAAUGAAUGGUUCAGUCGUUUAGAGCCGGUAGAGAAGAAAUGGCGGCUAUCCGCUUUUGUCCCCUUGUCCAUCAUGUUAAAAUAAAAAAAGUUGUGUGCUUUUGCGUUACCCAAAACGUCUCAAGAACUGAUAUCAAGUGGCGGCUGGGAAAAGUGUGGUUGGGGUGGAACGCGUUGUUUUCCUGAGUUUAAACGGGAUGUUUACAGCAAAGGCAAGCGGUAAAAAUUUUACUUGAUUUUGAACCUGAUGAAGUAUUGCAAAAGUCUCUUAUUGAUGGUCGAUGUGAUCGGUCGAUGCGUAAAAUGAAAACGGUAGAUCAAAGAUGGCGUGAAGUUCAAAUUUUGCUGUUGACACUUGCUGCAAACGUCACGCGUAACCUCUCUCAAUUGACUGUGACUUACGCCGAGAAGGUAACUUUGGCCACGGCUAUGGUGAAGUAAACUUGAUUCACAGGUUAAUCCAUUUUUUCUUUGGUGUCUAGACAUGGUUUCAAGCCAGGGGCCAAAAGUAUUGGACUAUUAGCAAAUGGGGCCUAGGCGGACUCCUGGUGGCUCUCCUGGUGAUCGUGAUAUGGUUCCCUCUUUUGUUUAUGUCCUACAUCAAUUCUGUAUAUACAAGUAACUUGCCACAGGACGCAACGUUCACACUGUCUAUCGGAGGAUACCAGGUCUGUGCAUACUUAGUUGUAUGUUUACUUCUGGCAGUUAAACCUUAAUUCUCAGGAGUAACCUUAAAUUAAUUCCCAGUGUGAGAUCGAUUCAUUUAAGCUAACGGACUCUGCUAAAUAAAGGGGGUAAGUUUUUGGAGAAACUGUGGGACUACGUUGGUGGGAGAGUUUAACAGGGUAAUUUAGUAGUAUCAACACUGAGUUGAUAAUGUAAAUUGGCCACCGUGAAGGGUUUAAAAGCUGACGUUUCGAGCGAUAGAUGAAGGGCCAACGCUCGAAACGUCAGCUUUUAAACUCAUCACGGUGGCCAAUUUACGUUAGCAACUUAGUCAAAAGCACUAAAUCACACGGAAACAUCUGUUUCGGUCCUAUUAUUGUUAAAAAAAACGUUUUACUGAUAAAUGAGGUUCUAUAAAGAGAAAGUAAAUAAGAUCGAUAAAGAGUAACUUGCGAGCUGGCCCUCAUAAUCAGCGCUGGGACGCGAUUUUGUCUUCGCCUGCGUGGAAAGUAUGAGGCCUGGAGGCAAGCGCACCGGCGAGAGGUCUUUAUCUGCAUCUGGACCCAGACCCCUUACAGAUCUCUCUCUCCGGCUCGCUUUGCUCCAGGCCUCCAACUUUCUCGCGGGAGAGGAAACACUCGUGCGGCGACGUAAGUAAUAAGAGCCUUCUGUUGGGUUAAGUGAAGAGCUGAUCUCCACGUGAAAGAGCAUUUGAUGCCCAGAUCAAGUUCAUAAUGCGAGUCACGGCUCAGUACUUCAUUAAACGUUUUUAUGUUUAUCUUCCCUCUCCACAGCCAUUAUUCAAAGUCAGCGCGCAAGAGAAAUCUUUGAACGUGUUGUCUGACAUGGAAAUCGACAAGAUAAAAAAAGAACGUCCAGGAGGAUAUUCAGAAACUGAGGUGCUCACUUGACUUGGCCCUAAAGUAAUUUCUGGAAACCCCCAAAAAAUCUCGUUUCGCCCUUUAAAAUUAAUGUUAUUGACCGUCAAAUCAAAGUGGUCUCUCCAUUCAACUUUUUACCUUUUCUUAAAUUGUAACAAGCUACGACAGUUAAAAUGUUUGUUCACCAAGCCCCCUUCAAUUGUGAAAGAUAAUCAUUUCGUUGUAUUGUGGACUCAUAUUCUCUGAGAGUAGAUGUGGAAGCUGUUUCACUUUAUGACUCGAACCGUGUGAUUUAUGAAGUGCUAUAAAAGUUAUUACUGUGUAAUUAAUGGAGCCUGCAAACACCCUAGGGUUAGAUCAGUCAUUUCGAGGGGUUUGGUUUCUCUAGCCAAAAGGAUUUUUGAUAAGCAACCGUGAUGAGAAUGUCGAUAAGAAAAUUUGUUUAAUCUUCUCGUAGGUCCAUUUAGCGUUGUAUGCACCUACAACCAGUUGCAGAAGACAAUUUUUCACCUUUUGACCCAACGUAAUGUAUUCCCCCACUCCCCUAUUUGCAAUGUUGGUAGCUAAGCAGUAUCAUGUACAAUACUUCGAUCAAAAACUUUGAAUCGAGAAAGGGGGAGAGCUUUUAUUUUUUUGCACUUAAUUCUCUUGGGUUAUCUGAUAAAGUUGGUGAACACGUUUUUUGCUCAAGGUAUUUCAUUAUUUUGCAACAUGCUGUAGCUUGCGCUUCGAGCCAUUCGAGUGAACACGGCGCUUUAUGAAAACACGAAUACGUCAUAUUCUUCUAAAUGGCUAUGUAGGGACGCUUUUGAUUGGAUUUGUCAAGGUGGUCGAGGAAUGUAAAAUAUCAUCCUUCUGCAUAUCAAACUUUUUUUGUUGACUCUAACCACAAGUUUCUCUCAUAGUUGGAGACAUUCUUCCAAAGUUUUAAAGGGAGAGGUACAGUGGUUCAGGUGAAGAUUGUUGGUAAUUCUAGCUCCAUCUGGACCAUCAGUCCACCAUCACGUGACCUAAUGACUAAGUACCUUGCCGACAACAACGUUACAAUGCGCUUCAGUUAUGAGUUUACAAGGUGAGAGUUGGGCUACCUGUGAUCGUUUGCACGUCUUCCCUUAUCCUGCGAGGUUUUCGUGCUUUCUGUUUUACAAGCGGCGAGGCCACUAGUAACCAGUUAGCGAGGAGAUGGCUCGUUUGUCCGCAUUUCUUUGCCGCUCGUAUUACAUGUUCUCGUCAACGACAACCUGCUGUUACAGUAGACAAUUAAUCCCAUUUCAUCCAUUACCCCGUUAUCACACAUUUUUUAAUUGACCUCGUCUCCAUCAUUUUCUCCUCCUCAAUGUAUUCCUGAUCCACAAACUCCUAUUUCCACAUUCCCCCUAAUCUACUUCUCCGGAAAAAGUGGUUGAAAAUUAUCGAAAAUAUUAAAAUACAUUUUAUAAAGGAAAUCAUACCAGCCCCUAAGUAAGUACAUUUCAAUUGGCAAUCUUUUAAAUGUUUCGUUUUUUCAAGUGUUGAUGUAGCCGAGGAACUGUUAUUUUAAAUUGCUUAAAAUUCAGUAAUCAGUAUGAAAGAAUGUGUUGGAUAUCCCGUAACUUGUAGAAAUGUCAGUACGCAUGAACGAUUUCAGAUUGUCAUCUCCUCGAUUAAAGAAUCUUCCUUCACACUACUUGUGCCGUUUUCGCUCCCGCUCUGCAGAAUAGAACCCGUGAAAUUUUUAAUUUCAAUCGCAAUUUGAGAGAGAAUAUGGUAUAUUCAUCUUACUCUCAUUAAACCUGCUUAUUCAUUCUGCUCAUUUGUCAUUAGAGAGCCUAAAACGGCCCUCGCACAGGAGACCAUAUCCGGUGUGACCCAGGUCCUCCUCGACAAUUCCACUAAAAGUCAACUGGCUGCUAUGUUAGAAGGGAAUUCAACCAAAGAUGACGUGUAAGGAAACCUGCUUUAUAUUGUUGUUAAAUAUCCUUACGUGGAAAUUUUUAGGUAACUGUUUUUUUAUCUUCUUUUUCCUAUUUUACAGUUUCAACGUGAAUUGAUACAUCUGUGAACUUGAAAUAAAAGGAAAGAUUGAGGAUAUUCUGCACGGAGAAUAAAGCUAAACAACACCAUAACCAAAAAGUUACGAGUUGAUUCCUGCGCAGAUUCAAAUAGGCUUUUGACUUUUCCGAGGCUCUUAUGUUAUCUUUCAAUGUUUUCGAGUUCCUCAUACCGUGCCAUCCACAACUCUCCUGAUCAUUCUUAUCAUUUUGUGAGUUAAUUUUCAUAUUCGAUUUCAAGGUUGAUCAAGGACUUGUUCCCAAGCUUCGUACGCGUCCCAGCUAGUGGCUCGGUCACUGCGGUCUUAAAUAACAACGGAGCCAACUUUGUGACGUGCCGUCUGCGCAUGCGAUCAAAGAGCGUGUUUGAUUGGUGGGAACUGACACAGAAGAGUCCCACUCCACUUUUUGGUGCCAAGGACAAUGUACUGGAAAUGAUCACAUUCAAUGACUUAGUACCGCCGCUGCACUUCUCUUUCUUCACUAGCACUGGGUAGGAUGUUUAAAUCAUUGUGUUUACCCUUCCACUUCCAAGAUUUUUUAUUUUUUUAUUUCAAUUUUCCGCUCUGUCUACCAUACAGUCCACAGGAUACAUAGUUUAUUGAACAAAUACAUGAAAAAACUACGAGCGUCUGAUUGGGUGAAAACGACUCCAUUUUCAUGUAGCACGAAUAAAAGUUGCAACACGAGUGCCAAUUACAAAUAGCGCGCUCGCGCGCUGCCAAAAUUUCGUCCGUCUUGACUUUCUGUUAUGCGUUUUUCAUGUAAAUUAUUAACAAGUAACAACAUGAUUUCCCGUGCAAUUUGGUGUAAAUAAACACUUGUAAAUUUUUUAAAGACUACACAUUGCACUCGCCCUCCAGGCUCGUGCAAUUUUGUUGUCUUUUUACUCAUACAAAUUAAAUGAAGGGGUGGGGGUGGGGGGUGGAUUUGUAUCAUUAUUUUCAAUAGACUGCUAGUUUAAAGAAAAAAAACAUAAGCCUGUUGGUAUGGUAAAGUGUGUCAUGUAAGAUCAAGCACUUUGUCGCCAAUAUAUUGACUCUUGAUUGAGACAACUGUUAAUUGAAAAAGUCAUAGCGCCUCAGUUUGUUUGGGAGCAGGGAACCACGAUGGUGCAUUAGAGGGUGCCUCGCCUCGCACCUCUGUAGCCUUGGUACGACUCCCGACAUUACAUGCGGGUUGAGUUUGUUGUUAAUUUUUCUCUGGAUUCUGCGGUUUUUGUCUAUCCACGAAAAUCAACUUGACCUGGAAACUUUCGGCAAGGAGCCAUCCCGUGGAUGUGCCACUGCUGAAUUAUUACGGAUUUUUAUUUCAUUUUGGUUUUUUCGAUGAUCUCUUUCAGGAUAAUCGGACUUUAUGUGGGUUUCGUUUGGUUGAUUGGCAAGUUUGUCCGUCUGUUUUUCACUUCCAUAUCCUACCGUAUCAUGUUUGACGAGAUGCCAAACGUUGAUAAGGUUCUCAAAUUGUGCCUGGAUAUCUUCAUGGUGCGAGAGAGCAAGGAACUCAAGUUAGAGGAGGAUUUGUUUGCCAAGCUCAUGUUUCUGUACCGGUCACCACAGACGCUCAUAAAAUGGACGAAAUACAAACGGAAUUAGUGACAUGUAUGGAAGAAAAAGAUUAGAAAAGAAGGCGUACCUUUUGUUGAAUUGAUAUUCACUUUGGAAACGACUUGACUGAGGUGCGCCUUCGAACGUCUUGCACAAUCUUAGUCGUCGUACUAUUUCCAUUCUUUCUUUUGUCUGUUUAUGUGGUUUUUACUCGCCUUUUACAUGACUGACACACACAACUCAAGCAUGGGUUAUUUGAUUUGUUGGUAAGGGUACCAUUUAAAGUGCUUUUCCUUUGUUUAAGUUCGUAAAGGAAAAACUUUGAAAGAGAAAUGUGGGUAUAGCUUUGUAUGCUAGUUAGAGCAUCUAAUUCAUGCCGGCAAGCAGGCGGUUCAGUAGAUUGAUUGAGUCUGCGAAAUACUACUGAUGAGAAUGAAAACUGAAAUGAAGAAGUAAUGAUAAAGUAUAAUAUAAUUAAUUGCUUUCCGACGACUAUAAGGUUGUUAAAUGUUUCCUAUUAUUCAAAGUUGAAAAUCAUAAUGGGGAAUUUGCAAAUUUAUUUUUCCUGAAAAGGGAGAAACAAGAUGACAAAAUAUUUCAUGAAGAAUAUUCAAAUUGCUACUUGCUUUCCAGCAAGUACAGAAUAAUUGCAUGUUUAUAUAUGAAAUAACAGUAAAAGAUAUUUAUCGUAAUCAGAGACAAAACUUGAUAUUUAUUGAAGAUCCCUUUUCAGAAUUGCUGAAAUUCACAAAGAUUUUGUACGCAUAAUCCACCAGGCUAUUUUGGAAAGUCAACCAAAGGCAAUUGUGCCCUUUUCUAGCUACUGAUGCGUUUUGAAAUUAGAAUACAUUGUGUGACGAUAAAUCUUCUCUGUGAAUCCCUACGUAAUAUAUAGAAUUUUUUUAACUAACGGCCAUUGUGUUCCCUUAGACUGAAAAUUCAACCGCAAUUUACAGUAAUAUUUUUUUAUUCGGGAAGCAAUAUGAUGAAAGUGACUGCUACCAUGAUAAAUCGGGGAGAAAUUUGAGCUAUACUACUGGAAUUGUACUUUUUAAUAAAACUGUUCAAUUGGU